UGAAUAUACAGUAAUGCCUACAGUGUGAACCACUUCACUGGAGACAGAGAGAGAGAGAGAGAUAGAGAGAGAGAGAGAGAGACAGAGAGAGAGAGACAGAGAGAAAGAGAGAGAGACGCAGGAGAACGACACCGAUUUAUCCGAACUCGAGACGCGUAUCAUUUUAAACAAGAGGAAUAUAUAUUUAUUUUUAUUUUAUUUUUUUUCUUAAAGAAGGCUGCUUGUUUUCUCCCCCCUCGGAUAGCCGGACAUGCUAACCGUCGCUGAAGAAUCCGAUUCGGGCAAACGGACACGGUCGAGCCGUCGAAAUUUCUCCGCGUCGACAUUUUAACCAUUUUUUUUUUUUGGCUCAAAAAGAAAACGAGAGAAAAAAUAUAUUUGUUUGAAAAAAAAAAAAACUGGUAUAAUUUGUGAUAUAUGAAUAUAGAUACAUAUAUACAUAUAUAUAUAUAUAUAUAUAUAUAUAUAGCGUUAUUCUGUUGAGCCGGAACGAAGACAUAGAAAAGAGAAAGAAAAAGAGCUCGCGCGGAAUGUGAAUACAGCUCGUUAGCCUCGUUAGCUAUUUCUUUUCUCUUUUUUAAAUUUUUAUUUACAUUUAAAUGUUCUUAUUCUAGCUAUUCAGUUAUCUGUAUUUAAUCACCGACGCUAAUAUAUAUAUAUAUAUAUAUAUAUCUACCUCCGUGUCCGUUUUAACAGCGUGUGAAAGGGAAUAAGCUUCUUGACUUUCCAAUAAGUGUGUUUUUCUGUGUGUGUGUGUGUGUGUGUGUACAUUUUAGAGGUGUUUUUGUACAUAAUUUUAUAUCUAUAUAUGUAUGUACACACACAUUAAAAAAAAAAGAGAAAGAAACCAUGAACGCGGCUAGUUCUGUAGUUAUUAAUCCUUCGUUAUGGAAAACUGGCCCAGAGAGAAGUGAUCAGAUUGAGCUGUGAGCUGUGACAGUUUGCCUCAUCAAGUGGAUCACAUUGUGAUCUGUUGUUGAGUCGUUUUUGAUCCAGUAUGGGAUUUGUAGUCGACAAAUCGUGUGGUCUAUCUUAUCAGCAUUAAUCCCACACGGAAAUAAUCUACUAUUGUGUUCAUUUUCUCUCUCUCUCAUAUACAUGAUUUCUGUCUCUCUUUCUGAUCUUUUUUUGUGUGAAGCAGUAACGAUUCGUUCGAUCGAGUCAAUCGCUCGGGAUCCAGUGAAUCGAUCGUUUUUUACUGUGAACUUCUUAUAAUUCUUGGGAUAUUUCUACACCCCCCCCCCACCCCACCCCCCUCGCUCCCAUCAGCAUGGAUGUGUUUUAAAGCGAUUGAUCAGUGGUAAAGAGAGCGAACAGGGACAUUACUGGAGGCCCGUCGGAUUCUGAAGAAAGGAUCUACUUGUUUUUGUUUUCAAAAGGACCAAUUAUAUAGAAAUCUAUAGAAAAUGGGUUCUGCGACAAAACUGGCCUUCGGCGUGUUCCUCAUCUCCUGCUCCUCAGGCGCCAUCCUGGGACGCUCGGAGACACGCGAGUGCGUGCACUACAACUACGGUCCGAGCUCGGAGCAGCAGGGCAACCGCUCCGGCAUCGAGUCCUGCGUAGGAGACAAGGACAAGCGGCUGCACUGCUUCGCCACGUGGCGUAACGUCUCCGGGAACAUAGCAGUGGUGAAGCAGGGCUGCUGGCUGGAUGACGUCAAUUGCUACGACAGCACGGAGUGCGUGGAGAGGAAAGAGGACCCCGAAGUGUUUUUCUGCUGCUGCGAAGGCAACAUGUGCAACGAGAAGUUUUUCUACAACCCGGACACUCCGCCCAUACAGAGUAAGACUCCGAUCACCGACCGAAGCAGUGGAGUUUUUAAGGCUACGUCUAACCCGUUUACCCAGAAGCCACCGCUGUUCAGCACCCUCCUGUACUCGCUGGUGCCGAUCAUGGGCAUCGCUGCCAUCGCCCUCCUCAGCUUUUGGAUGUAUCGGCAUCACAAGCUGGCGUAUCCGCCCGUCCUGGUGCCCACGCAGGACCCUGGCCCCAUGCCCCCUUCACCCAUCCUUGGCCAGAAGCCACUGCAGUUGCUGGAGAUUAAAGCCCGCGGUCGGUUCGGCUGUGUGUGGAAAGCUCAGCUGCUCAACGACUAUGUGGCUGUCAAGAUCUUCCCUAUUCAGGAUAAGCAGUCUUGGCAAAAUGAGUAUGAGAUCUACAACCUUCCUGGCAUGAGGCACGAGAACAUCCUGCAGUUCAUCGGCGCAGAGAAAAGAGGAGCCAAUCUGGACUCUGAGCUGUGGCUCAUUACUGCUUACCACGAAAAGGGUUCGCUGACCGACUAUCUGAAGGCCAACGUGGUGACGUGGAACGAGCUUUGCCACAUCGCUCAGACCAUGGCGCGAGGUCUAGCAUACCUCCAUGCCGAUGUCCCUGGCCUCAGGGACAGACACAAGCCAGCCGUUGCUCACAGGGAUAUCAAGAGUAAAAACGUGCUGUUGAAGGCUAAUCUGACAGCCUGCAUCGCUGAUUUUGGCCUGGCCUUGAGGUUCGAGGCCGGCAAAUCUGCCGGGGACACACACGGACAAGUGGGAACGAGGCGCUACAUGGCUCCCGAGGUGCUGGAGGGGGCCAUCAAUUUCCAGCGAGACGCCUUUCUCAGGAUAGACAUGUACGCCGUGGGGCUGGUGCUGUGGGAACUGGCGUCCCGCUGCACAGCCGCAGACGGUCCAGUGGAUGAGUACAUGCUGCCUUUUGAGGAGGAGGUGGGUCAGCACCCCACUCUGGAGGACAUGCAGGAGGUGGUGGUGCAUAAAAAGCUGAGGCCUACGCUGCGCGAGUGCUGGCAUAAACAUCCGGGUCUGAGCAUGCUGUGCGAGACCAUAGAGGAGUGCUGGGACCAUGAGGCCGAGGCUCGUCUCUCAGCAGGCUGCGUAGAGGAGCGCGUGCUACAGGUGCAGCGCCUCGCCAGCAUUUCCGCCCCCGAUGACAUCGUCACCGUCGUCACCAUGGUGACAAACGUGGACUUUCCACCCAAAGAAUCCAGCCUAUGACUAGAGGAGAACAGCGUGUGACGUCACGCGGGCGAAGAAAAUGUUUUUGUUUUUUUUAAACGCAUAGCUCAGAGCUGCUAGCUCGAAAUCCCUGGUGAUUGUACCGUACACCGGGUUGGUUGCAGUCACCAAUGCUGGAUUUGACCAUUUACGUGCUCGUUUCAGCAGCACUGCGCGUGUGUCUGCGCGCAUGUGUGUGUGUGUGUGUGUAUGUGUGUGUGAGAACACUCAUGUCAUGGGGCCUUCUGGACAGGCUGAACAGAUUUCAAUCCAACAAGAGGACCUCAGGCGACACUCUCUCACAUUUAGCAACCGGACAGCAUCACACGUGAAGCUAUUGACUGGUAUUUCUUUUUUUUGUCAUCUGUGCAACAGAGAGAGAGAGAGAGAGAGAGAGAGAGCAUUUUCCCUCUGAGCAAAGGAGACUUUUCCUUUCCUUAUUUCAGUGUGAAAGAAAGAAAAAGGGCGACAGUACUUUCUCGAAACACAUUUGACUUGUUGCGAUGCCAAUACGAAACAGCUUCUGAAUGUCUAGUGUGUCACUGCUGUAUAUUCAACCAAGAGGGUGGGGGAAAAAAAAACAAAUCGAUUGUUUUGUAUCUCUGGAUUUCCCUCCCAGCGUUUCUGUCAAAUAACCACGAACCUCUCUCGACAAGGUAUACCUCAGUUUCUCAUCCUAAUAACAAGUUUGUUUUGUAACACUAUAUAAAGGAGAAAAAAAAAAAUACUAAGCUUUCCGUCGUCCUGCAAUGGGCACAGAAGCUUUUUAAUACGGGGGAAAAACC
Ictalurus furcatus (blue catfish) is the source of this 3778-nucleotide messenger RNA. RefSeq names its product activin A receptor type 2Aa (gene acvr2aa). Bases 1407 to 2993 code for a protein of 528 amino acids. Gene Ontology annotation, molecular function: metal ion binding; activin receptor activity; activin binding. Gene Ontology annotation, cellular component: plasma membrane; activin receptor complex. The transcript has 11 exons. Lineage: Eukaryota; Metazoa; Chordata; Actinopteri; Siluriformes; Ictaluridae. Gene Ontology annotation, biological process: cellular response to growth factor stimulus; activin receptor signaling pathway; protein phosphorylation. The record is from RefSeq and is a predicted model, not a curated record.